AGGAACUUUCUCUCACUUCUCUACACAUCUUUCAUCUCACUACUCCAAAGACCUGAAGAAAAUAGUUUCUGCCUCUCCUGAAACCCAGAGAUGGCUGCAGCUCUGACUCUUCUUCUCAUUGGCUCUCUGCUGCAAGGUGCUCUGUGUGGAGAGUUUAGGGCAUCUAUUCCGCAGAAGAUGGAGGUUCUGAGUGGAUCCUGUGUGACCAUCCCCUGCUCCUUUAACAUAACGGCCGAACACAAAUCAAACUUGGAUAACACAUGCAAAGCAGUGUGGAUAAAGGAUCCAAAAACGGUUGUGUUUGCCAGCACUUUUUCAAAUCCAAACCCAAAAAAUGGAGAACUGAUAGGAAACUUAACAAAAAAAGACUGCACUACGACCCUGAACAACAUUACAACUGAUUACAACAAAUCAUAUUUCAUCUUCAGAGUGGAAUGCAACAAUAAACUGAUAUAUAGUUUUAAUAAACAAAAACUGUGCAUUUCAGUCAACGCUGAUCCUCCCAGUCCGACUCUGACUCCGUCCACACUGAAGGUGAAGGAGGGGGACUCAGUGAGUUUGUCGUGCUCGGCUCCAGCUCCCUGUCUGUCUCAUCCUCCAACUCUGACAUGGACCCCCGACCUGGGCGGCAGUCAGGAGACACUGCAGGACAAUCAAGACAAAACUAAAGUCAAGAUCUCUAACGUUACCUUCACUGCUUCUCACCUCCAUCACAGGAAGGAAAUCUCCUGUACUGCAGUCUACAACAAACAAGAUGGCGGCCCUGCGUCAUCUGUUAGCACGAGUUUAACAGCUGAUAUUUCAUAUUCACCCCAACACAUCACAGUGUCAGUGAAUCCCUCUGGUCCAGUAUUAGAGGGCAGGAAUGUGUCUCUGACAUGCAGCAGUACUGCCAACCCAGCAGUAAGGAACUACACCUGGUACAGAGCUGAUGGAGGCCAGGAGACUUUUAUUGGGAUUGGAGCAGUUUUAAGCUUAAACGUAUCUAAAAAAGACAGUUCUUUUUUCUGCAAGGCUGAAAAUGAUAUUGGAGUUGGACGAUCCAACCUCAGUCAAAUAGAUGUUCAGUUUGCUCCACAGAUCCUGCCCUCAUCUAUCUGCAGCAAAGCUGCAGCCCAGCUGAAUUGUUCCUGCAGGACAGUGGGAAAUCCUUCGGCCACUUUACAGUGGUAUUUGGACGGGCAACCUGUCAAUCACUCUGACAUGUUCGUAAUAAGCAACACUUUGAAUGACAAAAACCUGAUGAGCAUCAUCACUGUCAAUCAACCGCAGGAUUGGGAUCGUUCCACCUUGCUCUGCCGCAGCUCCAACUCUCUGGGAUCUGCCAGUCAACAAUUUUGUGUCAACAGCUAUAAGCCUCAAACAUCUGCACAAAGUCAAGACCGAGUGAUGUUGCCAGUCUUCAUCACCACAGUUGUCGCUCUACUAUUACUCGUAUGUUCUCUGCUGUGUGUUAUCAGGUCUCAGAAGACUCACCAUAACCUUCAGAAGAGUCAGUGCACAGGUGACACCAGCACUGUUAAUGUGAGCCAACUUCUUACAAGUGGAGAGGGAAAUGAGGUACCCAACACAACAGAAGAGGACAUUUACGUCAACACUAAUGCACUGAGACAGACGGAUGUCCCCACCCCUGCAACUAUCUUUGAGCCAACCAGCGCAAAAUUGCCAAGCUCUGGACUAAACAAUGCACAGGGAGACAGUAAAAGCUUAAAGACGCAGAAUGAGGAAGGCAACGAUGUGAUAUACUCUAGAGUGAAUUGGAAGCCAAAGAACAAGAAGAAUAAGGGAGAAGACUAUGUGGACACGCACCAGCCUGGUAGAUCCUAUCUGGAGGAGGAGAGGUGCAUGGUGGGAGACAUAGGCAGAGGUUUUGUGGACAACGCACUAUAUAUGGGAAGCCUGUAUGACAAUGUGAAGCCUAGAAAUGUGGAGAAGGAAAGUGAAUAUGCCCAGGUUAACUAUAAAAACAGAGGUGUGAUGCACAAAUAGAUCACAGUUCUACAUUGCUCUGCCAGUUAUGUAAUUUGUACUUUUUAGAACGUAUUGCUCUAUUGUGUUACAUUUUCUUUUUUGUCAGACAUAUGUUAAGCUCAUAGGGUUUUUAAGAUUUUGACCAAUUUCACUGCAUGAUUAUAGUAUAGUAUGAUGUUUGGCUUUGUACAUUGAGAGAGACACUGCUGUUUAACGUGUAUUUGGCAGUGGGGCUUUUUUGUUUAUCAUAUUAUUAUUAACAUUUGCUUUUUGUUCAAACGGAACUGGCUGAAGAUCUAAACAUGAGGAGAAGUCUCUACGUUCUUCUUUAUAUCUAGAGUUACAAUUGUGUAUUCUGUUAAGACAGAAUUUUUUCAUCAAUCUCCGAUUUUGUGUUCAAUAUAUCUUUUAAUGCAUCUUACUGCCACUGUAUUAUUGCCACAUGUAGGCUACUGUAAAACAAGUUGCCAAUUGUUUAGUGUACCAGAUUUUAGAAACCAGCAAGAGCCUCUCUUUCAGGCUCUCUCAUGGUUCAGGCUGACUGACUUAAAUGACAUCAGCAAGUGUCCUGUUCACAACUGAAUAGAACAGAGGGGUAGGGGAUUAGGUGGUGAUUAAAACGUGGGCUUGAGCACAGUUGCACAUCAGUGUGCCGUUGCAGACAUAUUCAUGUAGCAGCUCAUCUGGCAAGGUAAGCGCUCUUGUCAAUAUCACUCAAAGGAAAAUAUAAAUCCUUUAAAACUCCUUUCACGGUACAUACUUUCUGAUUUAAUGUUACAGAACAUGUCUGUGGUUGGUUUUAACAGAAAAUAAAGCGAACUUUUUUUUUACUUUGAUAAAGCUGGAGGUGCUUGAGGCCUAUAAACAACUCCUCUAGAUUUGCAGUGACAUAGUGGCUUAACAUAUGGCUGAUAUUUGACUAUUGAACAUCUGCUGAAUACAACUUUCAAUCGUUUCCUGUGUCACUGAGUAAAAAAAGUGUAUAAUUGUGAAGAAAGUAUACAAUACAAAAGCACCAUAAUCUAAUUGUAGUAACAUUGUUACAGGUGCUGUGUUUCAGAAAUUAAGAGGUCAGAAGGGGGCUUACCGAAUGGUGUACAGCAACGAGCCUACUUUCUUCAUGGGGACUGCUCAUCUGCUUAGACUGCUACACUUGUUUACUGGUAAUAUUGAGCUUUGUUUUUUUGAGUCUCUGUUUAAGUAACAUUUUAAACGUUAAAAAAAGAUAACAAAAUAACAAAUAUUAGAGUCAUCUUAAAAAGGACUAACCAUCUACAUGUUUGGCCUAGAACUGGACAAAGUAAAAAGAGCCUAAGAACCUGCAAAUAAAAUGCAAAUCAAUACAGCAUUUAUU
Molecule: messenger RNA, 3325 nt
Organism: Etheostoma spectabile (orangethroat darter)
Lineage: Eukaryota; Metazoa; Chordata; Actinopteri; Perciformes; Percidae
Product: B-cell receptor CD22
Exons: 9
Coding region: 91-1989 (632 amino acids)
Source: RefSeq, a predicted model, not a curated record